Messenger RNA from Phytomonas sp. EM1, 915 nucleotides. NCBI's taxonomy places the organism in Eukaryota, Euglenozoa, Kinetoplastea, Trypanosomatida, Trypanosomatidae. The record is from the annotation of a GenBank genome assembly.
AUGUUCGAGAUCGUAACUAACAUCUUUAAUGGGAUCAAGUGGACAACCUUUAUAAUCCUUAAAGAUGAGAGUGAAACGAUUAAGAGCUUCAAGGAUCCCGGUACUUUUAUAUCCGGCGCCUUGGCGGGAGGUCUCGCUCGGUCGUGCGUGAUUUCCAUCGACAAAGGUGGCCCCAAGGGCACCGUGCAGUCCGUCUGCCGUCGGAUGCCGCAGUUAGGUUUUUUGAUGAUGUUCUACGCCACUCCGGCGUCUCAUAUGCUGCCUGGCUUAGAGGAAACCCCUUUUACAAAGAUGGUUACCACCUUUCUGGUAGCGGCCUGUGCUGGAUUUAAUAUGCGCUUCGUGUGCAACCCUAUUUCUCGUGUCGCGGAUGAGUCUCUGCGCACCGGGAAGUCCUGGCUUCAGGUUGCUCGUAUCCUCAACGGCAAGACGAUCCUGCAGUUCUGGUAUACCGGGCCGAAUUUCUUUGCCAACGCUCUCUACUACGGGAUGUUGCUCACCGUCUUUGAGGGUCUGCGGCGCUUUUCUGAGAGGAACUUCUUCCCCAUUCAAAGAGGUGUAGGGGGCUCUUCGCGGGCGGCAAUCACCUCAGGCGAUCAUUCUCAAGUCGGAUCCUCUCCAACAGCUUCUUCUAGCAGACCCCCUCAACAAUAUGGCUCUGAUAUUUACAUGCGUACGGCGCUUACGAAUUUCUUUAUCGGUGGCGUAUCCGCUGGGGUUGCAUCUACGCUGUGCUAUCCGUAUAGCGCGCACCGCUACCUGCAAACUGUGAUCUACGACUCAGCUAUUUGCCGUGGUCUAGGGCAAACGCUCGCGAAGGAGGUGCCUAUGAUGGCGGUCUUUUUUGGAACCUUCUCGUUAUUGCAGCCAAUUUUCGCGCCCCAUCAUGGCGUACGCUGUGGAUUUGGCUAUUGA